Messenger RNA from Rangifer tarandus platyrhynchus (Svalbard reindeer), 477 nucleotides. The record is from the annotation of a GenBank genome assembly. Lineage: Eukaryota; Metazoa; Chordata; Mammalia; Artiodactyla; Cervidae.
AUGGACCAGUCCGGCGGCCGGAUGCGUCCCAGGAUGCGCUGCCCUGAGGCCCGGCCUCCGCAGGUCUUAGUUGCAGCAUGUGGGAUCAAGUUCCUCCACCAGCAAUUGAAUCCAGCCCCCCUGCACUGGGAGCAUGGAGUCUUAGCCACUGGACCACCGGCGAAGCCUCAAAACCUACAUUUUAAAAUAUUUGUGAUUCCAGCUCACUGUCACUCACGCCAACAAUACUCCUUCGUGAUUCCUGAUGAUUUCCAUUUGCACACAAAUCAUCUGUCCACAUCACAGUUUACCCAUCACCACCUGACGGCAGGUGAUCUCUGGAUUGAAGGAACGCAGGUCCAGCACACACACACACACACACACACACACACAAAUCCUUAUCAACAACCCCACCCCUGGACUGUAAGACACCUCACGCCACCCCCAACCCUACUGCAGAUUGGGACACACAGUUUUGAGGGCAUUAGCCAGCUGUGA